Messenger RNA from Oncorhynchus keta (chum salmon), 4639 nucleotides. RefSeq names its product methyl-CpG binding domain protein 1a (gene mbd1a). The record is from RefSeq and is a predicted model, not a curated record. Gene Ontology annotation, molecular function: zinc ion binding; DNA binding. NCBI's taxonomy places the organism in Eukaryota, Metazoa, Chordata, Actinopteri, Salmoniformes, Salmonidae. The coding region runs from base 613 to 4125 and encodes 1170 amino acids. The transcript has 21 exons.
UGCAAAACGUUUUGUAUGUGGAACAGAAACGUUACUUCAAACGUUCUUGAGUUCCGUUUUGUUCUCAAAAAAAAGAAGUUGUAGUUCAGUCAUGUCGCUUAAAAAAAUAAAUAAACGUAUGGAAGAGGUUGAAGAAACCCAGCACCUUCAGAGACGGCAACUUCGCAGACUAUUAUUCCGAUUGGAAUGGCAACGCGUGGAAACCAUACCAUUUCAAAGUGAACUACAACUUCCGUUUAAGUACCCAACAGUUUUUACGUUACGUCGAAAAAUCGGGUUUCACAAACGUAAACGUUAUGCAACAGAAUCGGUGUAAUGAAUACAUCCCCUGUUGUUGGGAGUCACAUGGAUCCGACGACCAGGCUGAAUCAUGGCGGAUGGAACAUGAAAGUGUUUUUUUGUAGUUUCCCAAACAUCAGCUGACCCCACCCAAACCCCUUACCACCACAAAUGCCAGGAUGAAGAGACUAGAGACUUUGUGCAUAGACCUUCAUAUGUCGUAAGGCUACAGGCGAGAACAGAGGAGCACCUGUGUUUGCUGUGAGUCAGUAACGUUACUGAACAUGGAUGAUAAACAGUGAGUAGGCUUAACUAGAUUACAUUCGACCCGACAUGGACAGGAAGCGCCCUAAACUGCUCAUCCUAAGGAGAGACGCAGUAGAGGGUAGGAUGGUGGCACGACACAUUGCUCUGGAGGAGGACACACCCCUGAGCCACGCGGCCAAUCAGGCUCCGGACCUCGGAGAGGGAGCCAAUCAGGGAGACCAGGCCGGGGCUGAAGAAGAGACCCGUGGUGAAGAGGUGCUGAUCCAGCUGGAGAGCGACAUGCUCCCUCUAGGAGCAGAGGUCCAGAUGCACACGGUCUCCAGUGAACGACUAGUUUUGGCCCAAGGGGCAAGGGAAGGAGGGAGGUGUCUGGAUGGGCCGCCUGGAGCCUGGUCUGAGCCCCUGGGGGAGGACGACAUUGACGAUGGGGAAGAGAUGGAGGAGCGUGAUAAUGAACAGAGACCGGCUCCUAAGCGCAGGUGGAGGUGGAAGGUUCCGGUACAGGCUGACGACGACUGGGAAGAUUGCUCCUCUUUAGGACCGGGCUGGAAGCGCAGAGUGGUGUUCCGACGCUCAACCACCCUGCCCGCUAAGAGGAAGUGGGACACAUACUACUGCAGUCCUUGUGGGGACCGCAUGAGGAGCAAGGUUGAACUGACCAAAUACCUCCGUGGUGGCAUGGACCUCUCUCGUUUUGACUUCCAGUCAGGACUCUUCUUGGAUGAGAAGAGCAGGUUGAAGCAUUUGAACCACUUGGAGGAAGUUCACUCCUCUAGUACGAGCACCUCCAGGACAGGCACUCCAGACCUGGACCGGAACCACACCCCCGAUGGCUUCCCUGGAACUCCCCAGCGCACACCACAGAGUCAGGCCAGCUUCCCGCACAUCACACAGUCCCCCACUGCUGUUAUCCACAACAGCCUCCCCACCACCCCUAAGCCAUCCCUGGCCAGUGGCUCCCCCUCUCUCCGUCUGGAGCAGAUCUCCCCACAGAGACUCAGUGCCAUGGCCUCUUCAAGCCGAGACGCGGUAAUCCCUCAUCUGUCUCAGUCUCUCCUGCCUCUCAGCCCGACCAACAACCAGCUCCUUCAGUCAGGACUACAACCACCUAGCCCAACCAAGAAUCCGCUCUCUCAAUUAGGACUACAAACCCCAGAGAGGCACAGGAAGGUAGUAGUGAUCCAUAGGCCGGAUGUGGAUCUGGACCCAAUCACCUCCCCUCCCCCUCAGCACCGUUCCCUGGUAACCCAGUGGACCCAACAGUGGAGUGGAUCUAAUAUUGUGCUGAAUGGACACAGAGAAAUGGACACAGAGAAACCAACUUGUACAGGUAGACGUGGACAGGCAGAGUCAGUGGAAGUAACGUCCCUUAGGCCAGGCUCCUACGGUGAGAGGAUUCAGCAGAUGAAAACAGCCAAUGACAAAGAUGCUGAGAAGAAACAGUCCCCAAGUAUUGUGUUCAGAAAGGUGGGAGGGGAUAAAUGGGUUCUAGGGGGGAAACAACUGGAGUUCAAAGAAGAGGAAUUCGGCAACAGCGGCAGGACUCCACUUUAUGCUAAGAUGAAGCGUAAGCGGGUUGGACACAAAUCAACCAAGGUCAGCAGGAGACCUAGUAUAUCGAGAAAAGCCAAGAUGAAAGAAUCUGUGAAAGAACUGGAAGAGGAGGAGGAGGAAGAAGAAGAGGAGGAGGAGGAGGAGGAGGAGGAGGAAGAAGUAGAAGAAAAGCCACAGAAGAUGAGGACUCCUCAACAGAAGGUUAAAGAGGAAGAAAAACAAGAGUUGAAACCACAGAGAAAGAAGGUACGGGUGAAAGAGAAGGAGGAGGAAGUAGAGUGGAAGCCAGAGAAAAUUGUGUAUAACCACAGCGAGGGAAGUGACUCUGAAGAGCCCCCGCAUGUACCCACUAACAUCUCACGUAUAACGGGUAAAUUGAAGAAGCGUACUCAGGGCUGUGGUCAGUGUGCUCCCUGUCAGCGUACAGAUUGUGGUAAAUGUGUCUACUGCCUGGACAAGCCCAAGAACGGCGGGGCCAACAAAAAGAAACAGAAGUGCAAGUACCGCCGCUGUCUUAAUAUGCCCACCAAAAGGGACUUAAUGGGAAGCUUUUUUAAGAAACACCUGACAGAAGACCCAGGUGGCCAGAGCGUUCCCAUUGGACUAGGAAGUGUACUUCCAGGAACUGUAGUAGGACGUGGAGCAGGAUAUGUACUAUUAGGAAGGACACUUUCAAAAUGGAGUAUGGUAAAACCAGGAAGUGGAUCAACAGUUGGGACAGGGAGGGGACGUGGUCGGCCCCCGAAACACUUCACCAAACGGAGGAGACGAGUAUGGAGCCAGGUCUCCACGAGUGAUACGACAGAGACGGACGAGACUGAGGAGGAAGAGGAACCAGUCUACACCGUUACCACCCAGUCGUUGGAGCACAGCCCUGGGGGAGGGGAUGGAGAAAGAUGGGCGGAACUACAGGAGUACGACGACGACGUGCCUGAACAAAUACCUCAGAUGUCUCCAUCCUAUAUGCCUGUAAACCCCGGUAGUGGUGAACCCUACCCCAGCAGCUGUGUUCAGCCCUACCCGCAGAGCUGUUACCGGGGCGACCAUGGCAACCUCCAGUUCAUCAGGAUGAACGGCAACCAAAUUACCAUCACCCCUGGCCCCAGCCUCGCUUCUCAGGCCUCCGCAGUCCUGGAGCCUGCAAUAGAACCCCCGACAGUUAACUACAUGACAUCUGAACCAACCGCUGUGCAGCAACUAGGUCCACCUCUGCACCAGCCCCUUACUGAGCCCUCGUCAACGUACAGUAUGAGCAGGACGGAGACGGACCCACUGGAAUACACCGAGGAGGAACAGCUAGUAGAGCUGUACGCCGAGAUACCUCGAACCGUCAUCCACCUCGGACCACCUGACCUGCCAGAGGUCACGGGGUCAAAGGUCAUGCCCGGGUUGACCACCGAGGUCAUCCAUGAUGUCACUCUUGAUGAUGUCACUCCAGAGAUCACAGAGACCUUCAGUCUGGCCAACGGCAGCGAGUCCUGUCGUGACGAGAGGGAGGCAGCUCUGUUUGGGUUCCUGAGGGCCCUGCGCCGCACGGUGCUACCAGCCCACUGGGUAGGGGUCAUGGCCAGGGGACCUCUAAUACAACUCCUCCAGUGCUCUAAACUCUCUACCAUGGCUGACACAGUUCUCCAGAUCCAACCUGGCUUCUGCUUCCAGGUGACGGUACAGGGCCAGCCCCUGCUGCUGACCCACCCCCUGUAUGAGGUCCACCCUCCCCGCCUCGGAACCAUCACCCAGCUGGUGACUCUGCUGCUGGAUCUGGAGACCCUGAUGGUCUGCCCCGGAUUCCCCGUCAGGCUGCCCGCCCUGGGGGACAGGGGCAUGGAGGUGAUGGAGCCGGUUCUUUGUGUGAGGGCGGCCAUCUGUGAACUGCUGGUCCCUCUGGAGGAGGAGAGGUGUGAGAGGUGUCGAGACAACAUCGUGGAGGAGGACCUGGAACUUAUAGAGGAAGAGGACCUGGAACUUAUAGAGGAAGAGGACCUGGAAUUUGAGCUGGAGUUGGGGGAGGAUGGGUGGGUGUGACUGGAGUGGGUUUGAACCCCCGGGACAAGACUGUGUUAGCCUGCUGAGCUAAAUCCUAAACUUGUGUUGGCCCACGAAGCCAUAACUCUAGGCAGGUUUACUUGUUAUGCAAGUGUGGUUCACGGAACCAACUAAAUACAGGGACCCAAGGCCAGGUUGCUCAUCAUACCAGCUCGGUUCACCGUACAGGAUUUUGUUUUUGGAGAACCAGGACGUGGAUUGGUGCGCCUCCAACCAACGCAGAAGUGCCUGCGUGUGAUUGACAUUUAAAUUUGGUGCUUUUAGAAAUAGAAUGGCUAGAAAAGCAUUCUAUUCAUUGUAUUUCUAUGACUAUAAUUUUGACUUUACUUAUGGACAUGACUGUCUUCCAGCACAUCACUGGUAGUUUACCAUUAGAUCAGGCAGACCAGUACUGCUUUUUACUUCUGCAUUUGACACUUAAUGCUGUUGGCAUUAAAACAAAUGAAAGUUCUCAACACGCGGCAACUGGCAUAUCAACAUGACUACUAUUUAG